AUUAAGACAGGAAAGUGGGUUGAGUUAAGUGAUGAUUAUCAUGACUGUUCAUAAGUCACUUAAGUUGGUAUAUAUGAGAAUGGUAAAAAAAUUGGUAGAUGGGAUAUUUUAUAUAAAAAUAGGGAUACAAAUAUAAAUGAAUUUAUAGGAGGAGGAUCAUACAAUAAGCUGAAUGAUGGCUAUAAAAUAGGUACUUGGAUUGAGUUAAAUGAUUGGUUUUCUGAUAGUUCUUAGGUUACUAAUAAUGGUGAAUACAAGGAUGGUUUAAAGUUUGGCAGGUGGGACAUUUGGUAUAAAAAUAGGGAUACAAAAUUAUAUUAAUUGAUUGGAGGUGGAUUUUAUUAAGAUGACGUCAAUUAAAUUAAGCUUGGGAUAUGGAUUGAGUUAAAUGAUGGAUUUUGGGAUUACUCAUAAGUCACAUAACAUGGAAAAUAUCAAAACGGUAAAAAAGUUGGUAGGUGGGUAUUUAAAUUUGAGGGGUCGUAAAUCGGCGGUGGUCUUUAUAAUGAAGAAGGUGAUGGCAUCAAGGUUGGGUAAUGGAUUGAGUUAAGCGAUGGGUUUUAGAUGUUUUAGUAAGUGGUUUAUAUUGGCGAAUAUCGAAAUGGCAAGAAAGUUGGUUCUUGGUUAGAAAUUAGAAGAGAAUGGGAUUAGAUAGAAUUUGUGAAGAAGGCUGAAGUGAAAUAUGAUAAUUGAUUUUUCAAUUCUAUAUCAUCAU
Paramecium tetraurelia is the source of this 715-nucleotide messenger RNA. RefSeq lists its product as uncharacterized. The annotation marks the transcript as partial. The transcript is spliced from 4 exons. Lineage: Eukaryota; Ciliophora; Oligohymenophorea; Peniculida; Parameciidae. The record is from RefSeq and is a predicted model, not a curated record.